UGGCCCUCUUGGCUGAUGUGAAGAUGCCUGCUGGUGUGUCUUGGCCUCGGUACCUGAGGAUGUUUGGUGCCAGUGUACUAUCUAUGUUUGUCGGAGCAGAGGUUGUCCAUCAGUACUACAGACCCGAUCUGACUAUUCCAGAAAUCCCUCCCAAACCUGGUGAAUUGAGGACUGAACUGCUGGGAUUUAAAGCUAGAGAAGAGGCUGCUGCCGUUGCUGCCCAAAGACAGUGACCCUUUCAGUAGACUGAUUUAAUUUUUGUACAGUAUCUAACUCUAGAGCAAUCCUUGUACAUAUUGCACAUGUUUAAAAACCACAAAGGGACAAAUGUAAAAUGUGUUAUUUGUUAUGAAACGAAUGAGGUACAAAUUGACCUGUGCCAAUUCUAUUCAAAGUUGCUUCAGGCAAUGAUGUGUUCACAUGGCUGGAUGGAGCUUCAGGCUCCUCAGACUAUUUAAAAAAAAAAAAUAUAUAUAUAUAUAUAUAUAUAUAAUCAUUUUAAAAAAUGGAACCUUUUAACUAGGCAAGUCAAUUAAUAACAAAUUCUUAUUUACAUUUAGAUCAGGAACCUACAAUAGCAUUUAUGCAUUCACUACUGUAAGUCACUCUGAUAAGAGCGUCUGCUAAAUGACUAAAAUGUAAAUGUUUAUCGAACCUGUUGUCAUGGAGAACUCAUGAGGUCUUGAGUAUAGGACAACUUGCAGAGCAGACACCCCUUUGCUGCUCUUCAUGUGAGAGCCAUAGCAAAGUGAGCACAAGUUUUAACCAUGCCUUCUGAUGGAUCACUCAUAUAGAUACUGCGCAGACUAGUAUGAGUAUGUCAGAUACUGUAUGUAUGUAAAUGUUCAUUGGGUUUUUAACCAACAGAUGUGAAUAAAAUGUUUAUUGUGUU
Messenger RNA from Salmo salar (Atlantic salmon), 892 nucleotides. RefSeq names its product ubiquinol-cytochrome c reductase complex assembly factor 6 (gene uqcc6). Gene Ontology annotation, biological process: mitochondrial respiratory chain complex III assembly. The record is from RefSeq and is a predicted model, not a curated record. Gene Ontology annotation, cellular component: mitochondrion. NCBI's taxonomy places the organism in Eukaryota, Metazoa, Chordata, Actinopteri, Salmoniformes, Salmonidae.